Notolabrus celidotus (New Zealand spotty) is the source of this 2491-nucleotide messenger RNA. It is a transcript of the gene znf143b, whose product is annotated as zinc finger protein 143b. Gene Ontology annotation, molecular function: DNA-binding transcription factor activity, RNA polymerase II-specific; RNA polymerase II cis-regulatory region sequence-specific DNA binding. Gene Ontology annotation, biological process: regulation of transcription by RNA polymerase II; central nervous system development. Lineage: Eukaryota; Metazoa; Chordata; Actinopteri; Labriformes; Labridae. Gene Ontology annotation, cellular component: nucleus; transcription regulator complex; PcG protein complex. The transcript is spliced from 15 exons. The record is from RefSeq and is a predicted model, not a curated record. Bases 275 to 2200 code for a protein of 641 amino acids.
GCAGCGCAGCUUCAACCAGAAGCCCGAGACAAUACGAAAACCGACGCGGAAUGGCGUCUGCUAGGGGCCCGGGAACAUGAAUAACAAGGAACUCAGACUCGAACUGGAGCUAACGGACCAAUCAGAGGGUCUGAAUCGCGCAUGGGCGGAACCGUCCGUUGGAGGAUCGUGCUGUCAUACAUGUUCCCGGUGUGUGGACGCGGCGCAGCGUUUCCUGCACUGGUGCAUGGUGGUCGAACAGGAGGAAUUGUUGGAAAUUUUUCGGAGCUGAAGCAUGCUCUUGGCCCAGAUAAACCGGAACUCGCAGGGAAUGGCUGAGUUUCAUGAUGCAGACGGGCAGCCGGUCACCCUCUGUCUGACAGAGGCUGUGACUGUGCAAGAUGGGGAUCAGAUGGACACCAUGGACACGGUGAGCCUGCAGGCCGUCACUCUAGCAGAUGGAUCCACGGCGUACAUCCAACAUGACUCCAAAUCCGCCUUUUCAGACGGUCAGAUCAUGGACGGUCAGGUGAUCCAGCUGGAGGACGGCUCUGCUGCCUACGUUCAGCACGUGGCGAUGCCCAAAGCAGGUGAGACGCAGCUCCCUGCAGUAGCCUACCAACUAACAGGAGGAGACAGUUUACAACUUGAAGAUGGACAAGCAGUUCAACUUGAAGACGGGACGACAGCCUACAUUCACACACCCAAAGACGCUUACGACCAGAGCGGCCUGCAGGAGGUGCAGCUGGAGGACGGCAGCACCGCCUACAUCCAGCACACCGUGCACAUGCCUCAGUCCAACACCAUCCUGGCCAUCCAGGCAGACGGCACCAUCGCUGACCUGCAGGCCGAGGCCACAGCCAUCGACCCCGAGACCAUCAGUGUUCUUGAACAGUACACCACCAAGGUGGAGAACAUAGAAAACCCCCUCGGGCCCUUCGGCAGAGUGGAAGCAGACAACGGCGUACACAUGCGGAUUGUGUUACAGGGUCAGGACAACCGGCAAAGUAGAGGCUCCAAUGUAGGCGAGAAGUCUUUCCGCUGUGAAUACGAGGGCUGCGGAAAGCUCUACACCACGGCACACCAUCUCAAGGUACACGAGCGCUCCCACACAGGAGACAAACCCUACAUCUGUGACUAUCCAGGCUGUGGGAGGAAGUUUGCAACAGGGUAUGGACUGAAGAGUCACUCACGCACACACACGGGGGAGAAGCCAUACAGGUGUCAAGAGCUGAACUGCUGCAAGUCCUUCAAAACGUCUGGAGACCUUCAGAAGCACACGAGGACUCACACAGGAGAGAAGCCUUUUAAAUGCCCGGUCGAAGGCUGCGGCAGGUCAUUUACAACAUCCAACAUCCGCAAAGUCCACAUCCGAACACACACCGGGGAGCGGCCGUACUACUGCUCUGAGCCGAGCUGUGGACGCUCGUUUGCCAGCGCCACCAACUACAAGAACCAUAUGAGGAUACACACAGGGGAGAAACCAUACGUGUGCACAGUGCCCGGCUGUGAAAAGCGCUUCACAGAAUACUCCAGCCUUUACAAACACCACGUGGUCCACACACCCUGCAAACCUUACAACUGCAACCACUGCGGCAAAACGUACAAGCAGAUCUCAACGCUCGCCAUGCACAAACGCACCGCCCACAACGACACGGAGCCCAUCGAGGAGGAGCAGGAGGCUUACUUUGAACCCCCGACAGACGCCAUAGAUGACCCCAAUGUCAGCUACACGACAGCAGUGGUCGACAAUGAAGACUCGGGCUCAGAGCAGGUUCCCAUCAUCGACAGCACAGACAUGGUCGGUCCGCAGCACGUUGCGUUGGUCACACAGGAGGACGGAACACAACAACAGGUCAGUAUCUCUGAAGCAGACUUACAGGCUAUGGGAGGCACAAUAACGAUGGUGACCCAAGAAGGCACGACCAUAACCAUCCCAGCGCACGAACUCACCACGCAAGGUACUCACUCUGUGACGAUGGUGACGACGGACGGCACAGAGGAACAGGUGGCCAUCAUGACUCCUGACAUGGCGGCCUUCCACACGGUGGAGGAGGCGGCUUACAGCCAAGAGCAGGAUGAGAUUCAUCCUGUCACGUUACUGGCAACCUCCAACGGCACUCACAUCGCUGUGCAGCUCAGUGAUCAGCCAUCGUUGGAGGAAGCUAUCAGAAUAGCAUCAAGAAUACAACAAGGAGAGUCACCAGGUCUGGAUGAUUGAUGGACUCAUUAUGGACUAUAAUGGAUCAAAUCCAUCUCAAGUGGACUUUAUCAGUGAAAGAAAUCACAAGUCUUCCUCUCCAUGUUUUUUUUUUUUUUUUCCAACAAAAGACAAAACUUAGCUUUUACGUGUACAUAGGAUUUUGAUAACUGGAGUUCUGCUAUGCUAUUUUAUCCCUCGACCAAAAAGAAGGACGAGGGGGGAAAUGCUUUCUAAUGUUUAUGGUGCACAGUGCACAGUGCAGUGUACAGCUAAUGCUAUUUCUAAUAAAAUAAGAAAUUGUGUGAUUAA